Molecule: messenger RNA, 2663 nt
Organism: Suricata suricatta (meerkat)
Lineage: Eukaryota; Metazoa; Chordata; Mammalia; Carnivora; Herpestidae
Gene: ZNF23
Product: zinc finger protein 23
Exons: 5
Coding region: 115-2181 (688 amino acids)
Biological process (GO): negative regulation of transcription by RNA polymerase II
Cellular component (GO): nucleus
Molecular function (GO): DNA-binding transcription repressor activity, RNA polymerase II-specific; RNA polymerase II cis-regulatory region sequence-specific DNA binding
Source: RefSeq, a predicted model, not a curated record
AGUGAUUGCCUGGUGUUUCAUAGCUAGUCCGUGAAGGAGCCAGAACUGCUCACUGUGAUUCCUACUGCCUCAAAGCUGGCUGCUCCAGCCCUUCUCUGAGAGGGAGAGCCGGUGAUGGCAGCCAUGCUCCUGACAGCCUGGCCCCAGAAGUCGGUGACCUUCGAGGACGUGGCUGUGUACUUCACCCAGACGGAAUGGGAUGGCCUGUCCCCUGCACAGAGGGCCCUGUACAGGGAUGUGAUGCUGGAGAAUUAUGGGAAUGUGGCCUCCCUGGGAUUUUCACUUCUCAAACCUGCUGUGAUCUUGCAGUUGGAGGGAGCAGGGGAGCUGGGGGACCCAUCUCUACUGGUGGCUGGAACAGAAGUAGGCUCCCAGGGCGUCUGGACUGUAGAUACUGAUAGCCAGACUGACAAUAACUUGACAAACGAAAUAUAUAAAGAAAAACAUAAUACAUCAUUUGAACUUCAGAGGGACAUUUCCCAGGAAACCAACUUUUCAGAAGCCUGUAUUCUAGAGAAACAGCAGAAAGUCCAGUUAGUAGGAAGCACGAAGAGAGAAAACAUCAGUGUCAUUGAUGGAACAGUGAAAGACGACACCAGCCCCGUGGAGGAGUGUUUCUUUAGUCAGAGUCCAAACUUCUAUCACUGUCACACCAUCACCACUGGAGAGCAGCCCCUUGAACAUAUGGGAUUGGAGAAAGGCUUCAGCUUUGACACAAAACUUACUCAGCAUGAAAGAAUGAAUUCUGGGGAAAGACCUUUUAAAUGCGAAGAAUUAGCAGAAACCUUCAGGUGUAACUCUCAGCAUCAAAACAGCUACACUGGGGAGAAGCCGUAUCAGUGUACGGAGUGUGGCAAAGCUUUUAGUGUUAACGCAAAAUUAAUUUGGCAUCAAAGACUUCAUAGUGGGGAGAAGCCCUUCAAAUGUGUGGAGUGUGGGAAAAGCUUCAGUUACAGUUCCCAUUAUAUCACACAUCAGACCAUCCACAGUGGGGAGAAGCCCUAUCAGUGUAAGGUAUGUGGGAAAGCCUUCAGCGUCAAUGGGAGUCUGAGCAGGCAUCAGAGAAUCCAUACAGGGGAGAAGCCCUAUCAGUGCAAGGAGUGUGGAAAUGGCUUCAGCUGCAGUUCUGCAUAUAUCAUACAUCAGAGAGUCCACACUGGGGAAAAGCCUUACGAGUGCAAGGACUGUGGGAAAGCUUUCAAUGUUAAUGCCAAAUUAAUUCAACAUCAGAGAAUCCACACUGGAGAGAAACCUUAUGAAUGUAAUGAGUGUGGGAAAGGCUUCAGGUGCAGCUCCCAGCUUAGGCAGCAUCAGAGCACCCAUACUGGGGAGAAGCCUUAUCAGUGUAAGGAGUGUGGAAAAGCCUUCAGUAACAAUGCAAAACUCCUUCAGCAUCAAAGAAUCCACACAGGUGAGAAACCCUAUGAGUGUACUGAAUGUGGAAAAGCCUUUAGUGCCAAAGGGAAGUUAAUCCAGCACCAGAGAAUCCACACGGGCGAGAAACCCUAUGGGUGUGACGAGUGUGGGAAAGCCUUCAGGUGUAACUCUCAGCUGCGGCAGCAUCUGAGAAUCCACACCGGGGAGAAGCCUUAUGAGUGUAAUGAGUGUGGAAAGGCCUUCAACGUCAAUGCAAAACUAGUGCAACAUCAGAGGAUUCACACUGGGGAGAAACCCUUUGAAUGUAAUGAGUGUGGGAAAUGCUUUACUUCUAAAAGAAACCUACUUGAUCAUCACCGAAUCCAUACUGGAGAAAAGCCUUAUCAAUGUAAGGAAUGUGGAAAAGCCUUCACUAUCAAUGCCAAACUGACUAGGCAUCAGAGAAUACACACUGGGGAGAAACCUUUCAAAUGCAUGGAAUGUGAGAAAGCAUUUAGCUGUAGUUCUGACUACAUUGUGCAUCAGAGGAUCCAUACUGGAGAGAAACCCUUUCAGUGUACGGAGUGUGGAAAAGCUUUCCAUGUUAAUGCCCAUUUAAUUCGGCAUCAGAGAAGCCACACGGGGGAGAAACCCUUUAGGUGUGUGGAGUGUGGAAAAGGCUUCAGCUAUAGUUCUGAUUGUAUAAUACAUCAGACUGUCCAUACUUGGAAGAAACCCUACGCGUGUAAUGUUUGUGGGAAAGCUUUCAGGUUUAGUUUCCAACUUAGUCAGCAUCAAAGUGUCCAUAGUGAAGGAAAAUCCUAAUGAGAAGGAUGUAGCAGAAAACUCUCAGUUAAUGAAAUGGAUCAAGUGUCAUCAGAUUCACCCGGGUGAAAAACCCUGAGAGGAGAAUGAAUGUAGCAUCUUCACAUAGAAACAAAUUUUGCAUCUUCUAAAAUCUGGAAUGGUGACGGGUUAAAAAGUAACAUCUAAAAAUGAAUAGCUUGUUUUAUACCAACAACCAAUUAGAAAGCGUAAUGAAAGAAAGGGUCCUGUUCCCAAUAGCAUCAGGAAAAGUGGAUUUUCCAGGAAUAAACUUAAUUAUUACACAGGAUCUAUAUGGAGAAAUAAAUCUCCAGUGAGAGACACAAAGGGAAAAAUAGAGAGAGAGAAACCUUGUUCUUGGCCAGGAAAACUCAUGAAGAUAUUCACUCUACCUAAAUUUACUUCCUUUUCAUUUUUGACAACAAGCAUGCAUCACUUUUGUACAGAGGAUAAACAAUAAAAAAUUCCUUAGAGAAGAUGAA